Messenger RNA from Diorhabda sublineata, 2129 nucleotides. RefSeq names its product delta(24)-sterol reductase-like. Gene Ontology annotation, cellular component: cytoplasm; membrane. Lineage: Eukaryota; Metazoa; Arthropoda; Insecta; Coleoptera; Chrysomelidae. The record is from RefSeq and is a predicted model, not a curated record. Gene Ontology annotation, molecular function: FAD binding; Delta24(24-1) sterol reductase activity. Gene Ontology annotation, biological process: steroid metabolic process.
AAAAAAUAUAUAACAAAAUAGUUUUAUAAUUGAGUAAAAAUACCGACCUUAGGAAUAUUAGUCAUAACGUUAAUCUGUCAUUUCAAAUUGAUUUAGUUGUAAAUCGGCAAAGAUUCGUUUGUUUUUAAUGUACAUUGUAUAGAAAUGUUUAUUUUCAAAUAUAAAAAAAGAUAAAUGUUAAAUUUGAUAUUAGUUUUAAUAUUUUUAAGUUUCAAACUAUUUCUGUACUAAUCAAUAGCAAUCUAUUAAAAUUAAAAAUAAACGAUUUUAUCUUCGAGUGUGAAGGAAAAAACGUAUCGGAUUGAUAAAAAAAAAUAUUUUCACUUUUGUAGCCUACAAGUUGUUUAAAAAACUUUUUUUUCCCAAUAACAAUGACCAAAGAUGAGUAGUGGUAGAAGAGAAGCGAAAAAACCUUGGAUCGAUACAUUUACAUCGUUUUUAGAAAAAAACAGAGGUUUCGUAAUCCUGUUUUUCUGUUUACCAGCCAGCUUCGUUUUCGAUUUAAUUUUGAUAUCUAAAAAGAUGCUACUUCGAAAAUUCUUCGCCGAUCCAAAACUAGACGAUAAACGCGUACAAAUUAUACAGAGCGAAGUGAAAAAGUGGAAUUCGUUACCUAAAUACCAACGGAAACUAUUAUGCACCUCAAGACCGAACUGGAUGAGUUUAUCGCUAACUUUUUUCAAAAAAGAACACUGCCACCGAAUCGACGUCGACCUCGACGACAUACUGGAACUAGACGAAACGAACAUGACGGUCAAAGUCGAACCGAUGGUUACCGUCGGAGAUAUAACCAAAUAUCUGAUACCGAAAGGCUAUACUUUGGCGGUAACCCUAGAAAUAGCGGACGCCACGUUGGGCGGUUUGGCGAUGGACGCCGGAAUGACGACCCGCUCCCAUAUAGCAGGUUUAUACCACGAAAACGUAAUUUCCUACGAAGUAGUACUGGGAAAUGGGAAUUUGGUGACCGCUUCCCGCACCGAAAACAAAGAUCUGUACGGAUGCCUCCCGAUGUCUCACGGCAGCUUGGGAUUCGUGGUAUCGCUCACGCUUAGAAUAAUAAAAACCAAACAAAUCAAUUACGUGCCGGUUAAGGGGCUGAACAAUUAUUGCGACAUGAUCCGAUUACUGUCCGGCGACAAGGGACCCGAUUACCCCGUAGCCGAUUUCGUCGAAGCCACCAUUUUCGAUAGGAACGAAGCCGUCGUAAUGACGGGAACCUUCUCGGAUUUCGAUGACAAUUUGAGGGUCAACAACGUGAAUCGCUGGUACAAACCUUGGUUUUAUAAGUACGUCGAAACGUUUCUGAAGAAGGGCAAACAUACGGAGCUGGUCCCUUUGGGGGAGUAUUUGCUGCGUCACAACAGGGCCAUAUUUUGGGUGGCGGAAUCCGCGAUUCCGUUCGGUAACAACGUUCUGUUUAGAUUUUUGUUCGGUUGGUCGCUGCCCCCCAAACCGGCCUUCCUGAAAUACACCACGACGCCCGCAAUCAGGAAAUCGACUAUAACGAAACGAGUUUUCCAAGACGUCGUGCUUCCGAUAAGGAAAUUGGAAGAUCAGAUCGAUGUUUCCGAGAAAUUGUUCGGUGUUUAUCCGCUUUUGGUGUAUCCGUGUAAAAUUUUCGAUCGGGGAUUCGGUUUCGGUCAAUUGAAACGGCCCCGCGGGGAUUAUCUGGUGGACGGUACCGAUUACGCCAUGUACAACGAUUUGGGGAUCUACGGAGUACCCGGUUACGUUAAGAACCGCGAGAAAUACAAUCCGGUGGAAGCUAUUAGGGAAAUGGAGAAAUUCGCUAGGGAUGUCGGGGGAUUUUCGUUUUUAUACGCCGAUAUAUUUAUGGAUAGGGAGGAAUUCGAGCGGAUGUUCGAUUUGGGGUCUUACGAGAUUGUUAGGAAGAAAUAUGGCGCCGAAGAAGCUUUUCCUCAUUUGUACGAUAAAGUCAAACCGGAAAUUGAUGUGUUCGAAAUUGGGAGACUGUGUAAAGUCGAUUGAAUUUAGAUUAGUAAUUAUCUAAAUAUUGGGGAAUGCGGCAAAUUUUGGAAAAAAUAUCGAACUGUAGGUUUGUUCUUGGUAGUUGCACUGGAACUGCACUAAACCGGACUGCGAGCAGUACGGUGAACUAGAACAUCGAC